CCGUCGACCACACCACACGGCCGCAGCAGCCACCACCAGACCAGCAGCGCGCACACAACCACUAGCCAAGGAAGGUCGCCGGAGAUGUCCGGCCGCGGCAAGGGAGGGAAGGGGCUGGGCAAGGGCGGCGCCAAGCGGCACCGGAAGGUGCUGCGCGACAACAUCCAGGGCAUCACCAAGCCGGCGAUCCGGCGGCUGGCGCGGCGUGGCGGCGUGAAGCGCAUCUCGGGGCUCAUCUACGAGGAGACCCGCGGCGUGCUCAAGAUCUUCCUGGAGAACGUCAUCCGCGACGCCGUGACCUACACCGAGCAUGCCCGCCGCAAGACCGUCACCGCCAUGGACGUCGUCUACGCGCUCAAGCGCCAGGGCCGCACCCUCUACGGCUUCGGCGGCUAGGCCGCGCCGGUGCAGUCGAAUCCACCUCCACCUCGCGCCGCCAGAUUCGUAGCAUAGCUAGCUAUGGUUGUUCAGUGUUCAUCGUCUUCAUUGUAAUGGACGCAUCUCGCUGCUGUUGUUCAGUGUUCAGUGUUUGGAUGUACUAGUAUGAUAGAAGGAAAUUGCAGCAAUUUACCCUCGAAUUCUUCUGAAA
Messenger RNA from Triticum urartu, 589 nucleotides. Its product is annotated as histone H4. The record is from RefSeq and is a predicted model, not a curated record. Gene Ontology annotation, cellular component: nucleosome. Gene Ontology annotation, molecular function: protein heterodimerization activity; DNA binding; structural constituent of chromatin. Lineage: Eukaryota; Viridiplantae; Streptophyta; Magnoliopsida; Poales; Poaceae.